Oppiella nova is the source of this 479-nucleotide messenger RNA. NCBI's taxonomy places the organism in Eukaryota, Metazoa, Arthropoda, Arachnida, Sarcoptiformes, Oppiidae. The record is from the annotation of a GenBank genome assembly.
AUCUAAUUGUCGUUUUAUUGGCAUUCAAUCGUUCCAGUUGUCGGUAAUUAUUGUCGAAUAUCUAACCGUUUGCUUUCGUUUACAGGAAUUAUAUGAAUGACAGCUUAAGAACCAAUGUGUUCGUGCGGUACUCACCGGAAACCAUUGCCUGCGCCUGUAUUUACCUCAGCGCCAGAGUCCUUAAAGUUCCGCUGCCGAAGAAUCCCAAUUGGUUUGAAGUGUUCAACGUUUCCGAGGAUCAGUUAAAAGACAUCUGUAUUUCAAUACUCAAGCUCUACGUGAGACCCAAACCUAAUCAACAAAAGUUGGAGUCUAUUGUUGAGAAUUUGCGCAAAACGUACGAAAACGCGAGGUUGAAGGCCAAGGAAGUGAAUGUUUUGGACAACGGAACGCCCACUUCCAAUGGCAUGGAAGUGAGUCCCGCCUCCAGAACCAAUUCGCCGCUAACUAAGCCUAAAGUGGACAACAGUUCGCCUAAA